Portunus trituberculatus (swimming crab) is the source of this 2221-nucleotide messenger RNA. RefSeq lists its product as uncharacterized. Gene Ontology annotation, molecular function: oxidoreductase activity, acting on the CH-OH group of donors, NAD or NADP as acceptor. The transcript has 12 exons. The record is from RefSeq and is a predicted model, not a curated record. NCBI's taxonomy places the organism in Eukaryota, Metazoa, Arthropoda, Malacostraca, Decapoda, Portunidae. Bases 64 to 1650 code for a protein of 528 amino acids.
GGGGAUGUAGAAUCUCCGUCCGCUCAUUCCGUCUGGUUUGCACAUUCAGGACGCACGUAAAGUAUGGCUCUGUAUGACUUCAGCGGCCAAGUGGCACUCGUUACAGGUGGCGGUGGAGGCAUUGGGUGUGCUGUCUGCCUGUUGCUGGCUCAAAACGGCGCCAGUGUGGUGGUGGCGGACGUCAACUUGGAGGCAGCUCGCCAAACUAUCAGCAAGAUGUCCAGCCCUGUAAACCACCUGGCGCUAAAUAUGGAUGUAACGCAGCAAAGCUCAGUGGAGGGCGCCAUAGCCGCCUCCCGGGACAGGUAUGGGGUGCCGCCCAGCCUGCUGGUGAACUGUGCGGGGAUCGCCGAUAUAUCGCCUUUUCUUGACAUAACAGGACCUCAGCUCGACAAGAUGAUUGACAUCAAUCUCAAGGGAACCUUCCUCGUCACCCAGCAGGUCAUUAAGACUCUAUUGGAGGAGGGCCGGGGAUCAGGGGAAGGAAGAGGCGCUAUAGUCAACAUAUCCAGCAUGGUAGGCAAGACAGGCUUCCCCAAUCAUAGCCACUACGUAGCCACAAAGGGCGGAGUCAUUGCCUUCACCAAGUCCUGUGCUGCUGAGGUGGCCAAGAAGGGUAUCAGGGUGAAUUGUGUAUUGCCAGGUUACGUCGAUACGCAUAUGUGCGAUGCCGUUGAUCAAGAACUUGUGAAAUGGUACCUCAAUAAGACGCCAUUAGGAAGACCCGCCAAUCCUGCUGAAUUGGCUGAGGUGAUCGUGUUCCUGCUGUCAAAGCGCAGCAGCUACAUGGUGGGCGCCUGCGUGGAGGUGUCCGGCGGGGCUGACAUGCAGCUGUUCAUGUCUUCAUGCAACACUCAGUUGAACCCUCACUAUCUGAAGGCAGUCAUGGCUCCCAACGAUUUCAGUGGCCAAGUGGCGCUUGUCACAGGUGGUGGAAGUGGCAUCGGUCGCGCCACCUGCCUGAUGCUGGCCCGGGACGGUGCACGUGUGGUAGUGACGGACAUCAACCUCGAGGCAGCACGUGAGACACUCAGCCUGAUGCCCAACCACGUGGAUCACUUGGCGCUGGAGAUGGACGUGACGCAGCAGAGUGCCGUGGAGGGAGUCAUUGCUGUCGCCCAAGAAAGGUUCGGAGAGCCACCCAGUCUACUGGUGAACAAUGCGGGCAUCGCACGAGGAUCCCUUUGUCACUUGAUGGAGGAAAAAGACUUCGACAUUGUUGUCAACGUCAAUUUAAAGGGAACUUUCUUGGUAAGUCAGGCCUUCAUCAGGGCGCUGCUGAAGGAUUCUGAAGCGGGCAAGCGUGCCGGUGCCAUUGUUAAUAUGUCGAGCAUCGACGGCAAAUCUGGCCAUGAAAAGCACUGCCAGUACUCGGCCACCAAGGGCGGCCUCGUCUCCUUGACCAAGUCGUGUGCCGCUGAAUUGGCCAAAAAAGGUAUAAGAGUGAACUGUGUCCUGCCUGGCGCCAUCGACACUCGCAUGACUGCCGCAGUGGAUCCUGAAAUGAGGAAGCGCCAGCACGAAAGGACUCCCAUUGGGCGUACUGGACGGCCAGAGGAAGUGGCUGAGGUAAUAGUAUUCCUACUGUCCUGGCGAAGUAGUUACAUGGUGGGCGCCUGUGUGGAGAUCACUGGCGGACUGCACAUGUGAGGCGGCGGCAGGAAGUACGUUACGGAAAGAAAGAAAGAGAGAGAGAGAGAGAGAGAGAGAGAGAGAGAGAGAGAGAGAGAGAGAGAGAGAGAGAGAGAGAGAGAGAGAGAGAGAGAGAAAGAGAGAGAGAGAGAGAGAGAGAGAGAGAGAGAGAGAGAGAGAGAGAGAGAGAGAGAGAGAGAGAGAGAGAGAGAGAGAGAGAGAGAGAGAGAGAGAGAGAGAGAGAGAGAGAGAGAUAUUCGUUUCUCCAUCAAAGACCACCUCUGCCUGCAUACACUUGAUGGAACGACUUCAAGAGAAACACUAUCACCUGUAUAUGUGUGUGUGUGUGUGUGUGUGUGUGUGUGUGUGUGUGUGUGUGUGUGUGUGUGUGUGUGUGUGUGUGUGUGUGUGUGUGUGUGUGUGUGUGUGUGUGUGUGUGUGUGUGUGUGUGUGUGUGUGUGUGUGUGUGUGUGUGUGUGUGUGUGUGUGUGUGUGUGUGUGAAAGAGUGGGGAAUGGUAGCCUUAUUUUGUCUGUUUGUUUCUUUCUACUGUCCCUAGGUCCAUUUGCGUAAAUAAACAAUGAUGCAAA